UGGGUGUGUGUGCAUAGUGGUGUGAUAGGGUGAAAAGGGUGCUGGGGACAGUAUGAAGGCUUUCUAGUGCUUGUGGCUACCUCCUAAGGGAGAUACUCAGGUGUAACAAGAUCAGAUAGAAGCGUGGGCCAAGAGCUAAGAAUAGAAUUAGGUACAGGCUCUUGGCUUAGGUGGGAACACAUCAGUGCCAGCCAGGAAAUCACCAACCAGAGUCAGAGGAGCCUCUCUGGAGGAGUGGAGCCCAGGCUUCCAGGGAAGGGCAGAGUCCAGAUGGGAUCAUAAGCUGUUGAUAGGCAAUCUGUGUAGAGGGCAAGGAUCAGGCCCCAGGGUGCUGGGAGCCAGGGGCUAGGAAGUGAGCUCUGGGAUUGGAGGAAGCCCCACCUGACCCUCAUGGCCUUUCUAGUGUCUGGGACCCUACAGGUGGCUGCACAGUUGGCGGAUGCUCGGGACAGCCUGGGGAGAAAGGGAAAGUACAAUGUGCAGGGUUCAAGGGCAGCUCUGACACUCAGCAGUCCUGGGGUGUCUGCUACCACGGUUGCUGCCCUGGAUGGUGUGUUCCAGGCGCUGCGCUUUGAAAAUUGUAAGAGGGAGGUCCCAGUUCAGGGCUUCCUUGAGGAGCUAAGGUGGUUCCGGGAGCAGCUGGAUGCCUAUAGGGGCCCUGUGGGUUGUGUCCUUGUGUCCUUGGUAGUCCCCAGUGGGCAGCUAAGGCAGCUACAGCCACUGGUCCAGGAGCUGAAUCACUGUGAGACCCUGCGGGGCUGCCCCAAAAUCUUCCUGCUGCUCUCUAAUGGCCCCAAGGCUGCCUGGGAGCCAGAAGACUUCAUCACUGGCCUGGGGGAAAUCUGCUGCCAAUAUCCUCACUGGUCACUGCUGCAGCUGCUGACAGAGCUCUUCUGUAGGGUGACUGAAGAGUCUGCUGGGGACAUUUACUGCCCAGUCCUUCGGAGCUCCUUACGGGGGACACUGUGCCUGGGAGGUGUAGAGCCCUGGAGGCUUGAGCCAGACCCCGGGCUCAGUGCACAGUAUGACCUAUCCGGGACCAGGGCUGCCCUCUUCCUGACUGUGAUUCAAGACCGGCCUGGGGCACAGCAUGAUGUGGCAGCACUAGAGGACCUGUGCCAGGCCUUGGACUUCAAAGCCACCCUGAGGACAGACCCUACAGCUCAGGCAUUUUGGGAGGAGCUGGUUCAGUUCCGGGAGAGACUGGACACCCACCCAGAUCCUGUGAGCUGUGCCCUUGUGGCCCUGAUGGCCCAUGGAGGGCCACAGGGGCAGCUGCUGGGGGCUGAUGGACGAGAAGUACAGGCAGAGGCACUAGUGCAGGAGCUGAGCCGCUGCCAAGCACUUCAGGGCCGCCCCAAGAUCUUCCUGCUUCAGGCCUGCCGUGGGGGGAACAGGGACCCCAGUGUGGGGCCAAGAGCUCUCCCCUGGUACUGGCGCUGGCUGCAGGCACCCCUGGCCAUCCCCACCCAGGCAGAUGUCCUUCAGAUCCAUGUUGAUGCAUCAGGCAGCCCCUCCUGGGGUCUCAUACCAGAGAACUCUGACCAAGCAGACAUCCUUACUGUCUAUGGAGCUGUGGAGGGCUGUGUGGCCUAUCGGGAUGAGAAGGGCUCAGACUUCAUCCAGAUGCUGGUGGAGGUUAUCAGAGCCAACCCUGGAGGAGACCUCCUUGAGCUGCUGACAGAGGUCAACCGGAGAGUUUGUGAGCUGGACGUGCUGGGGCCGGACUGUGAUGAGAUGCGCAAGGCCUGCCUGGAGAUCCGCAGCUCGCUCCGGCGCCGGCUCUGCUUUCAGGACUAACGGCCUUGCUACAUCCCUCCACCACUUCCUCGGCAUCCUGUCAUCGAUGUAGUAGCUUGGGCGUGGGAGUUCUAAUAACGUGCAAUAAAUGUCUGUUGAGAUCAUUGUG
This is a messenger RNA of Nannospalax galili (Upper Galilee mountains blind mole rat), 1909 nucleotides long. Its product is annotated as putative caspase-16. Gene Ontology annotation, biological process: proteolysis. The record is from RefSeq and is a predicted model, not a curated record. NCBI's taxonomy places the organism in Eukaryota, Metazoa, Chordata, Mammalia, Rodentia, Spalacidae. Bases 391 to 1800 code for a protein of 469 amino acids. Gene Ontology annotation, molecular function: cysteine-type endopeptidase activity. The transcript has 11 exons.